Rotaria sp. Silwood2 is the source of this 139-nucleotide messenger RNA. NCBI's taxonomy places the organism in Eukaryota, Metazoa, Rotifera, Eurotatoria, Philodinida, Philodinidae. The record is from the annotation of a GenBank genome assembly.
AUGUGUGCCGUGCUUGAAAAGCUCGACAUGAUCGUUGAAAUACUUCAACGAUUGACACCACCAACUGCUCCUCAAUCCCUGCUGUCGUCUAGUCCAGCACCACCAACUGCUCCUUUACCACUGAUGUCAUCUAGUCCAC